Molecule: messenger RNA, 1123 nt
Organism: Hippocampus zosterae (dwarf seahorse)
Lineage: Eukaryota; Metazoa; Chordata; Actinopteri; Syngnathiformes; Syngnathidae
Gene: mrpl15
Product: mitochondrial ribosomal protein L15
Exons: 4
Coding region: 102-992 (296 amino acids)
Biological process (GO): translation
Cellular component (GO): mitochondrial large ribosomal subunit
Molecular function (GO): structural constituent of ribosome
Source: RefSeq, a predicted model, not a curated record
CCCACCCUCGUCACGUGAUCCGGGUUGUCCUUGGCUGCAGGAAGGAAGGGCCGCCAAGUUUGGACGGAACCAUGUGAAAUGAACUCCGGAGCAUCGUAACAAUGUCUUUCCCUCACAAAAUCGGCGGCAAAGCUUUCGAAGCCUUGCGUAAUAUGCCGCGCAUAAGCUUGGAAAACCUCAGACCCGAACCCGGCGCCACGCAUCACGAGAAACGUCGUGGCAGAGGGCAGCACGGCGGCAACCGUAGCGGACGGGGACACAAGGGAGAGCGGCAGCGAGGCAAUCGCCCUCGGCUCGGAUUCGAAGGCGGACAGACGCCCUUCUAUCUGGUCAUCCCUAAAUAUGGUUACAAUGAAGGCCACAGCCGUCGUCCUCAGUACCAGCCACUGUCCCUGAGGCGCCUUCAAUACCUCAUCGACUUGGGCCGCGUGGACCCGGAGCGGCCCAUCGACCUGACGCAGCUGGUCAACGGGCGCGGCGUUACUGUGCAGCCGCUCAAGAGGGACUUUGGCGUGCAGCUGGUGGACGACGGUGCCGACUUGUUCUCGGCCAAAGUGAAUAUCGAGGUCCAGCGCGCAUCCGAGAAAGCCAUCGCCGCCGUGGAGAGGAAUGGCGGCGUGGUGACCAGCGCGUUCUACGACCCCAUCAGCCUGGCUAUCCUCAUCAAACCCGUGCCCUUCUUCCAGCGCGGCCAACCCAUCCCGAGACGCAUGCUGCCCGGUGAGGAACUGCUCCCCUACUACGUGGACCCUAACAAUCGCGGCUACCUGGCAAACCCUGACGAUAUCCAGCAGGCACGCCUCGCCCUGGCACUCAAGUACGGCUACGUACUGCCGGACAUUUCCCGAGACCGACUGUAUGAUAUGCUUGCUGCGCGCAAGGACGUGCGGCAACUCUUCUUUGGACUCGCACCAGGCUGGAUAGUCAACAUGGCCGAAAAGAAAAUCCUCAAGCCUUCAGAUGAGAAGCUACUGAAAUACUAUGCAUCCUAGUGGACGUUUGUGAAUUGCAAGCUCGAGUAGUCCAAAUAAUUUGCAAUAAAUUGUCAUGUCAUUUGUGAACAUUCAUCCAAUGCAUAAUUUGAAUAAAUCAAAUGUGUCAUGGCAGUACAGUCGUUCACAAA